Molecule: messenger RNA, 694 nt
Organism: Cokeromyces recurvatus
Lineage: Eukaryota; Fungi; Mucoromycota; Mucoromycetes; Mucorales; Mucoraceae
Exons: 5
Coding region: 20-694 (224 amino acids)
Source: RefSeq, a predicted model, not a curated record
AUUUUAUUUAAGAAAAAAAAUGUCUACUACAACUUCUUUGAAUGAACGUCCUUUGAAAAGACGGAGAAUUGAAGAGUCAAGUAUAACAACAACAGUGUCAACAUCAAGACUUUCCAUGAUUCAUCAACAUCUUCAAUUCUUGACUACACCAGAUGCACCUAUUAUUUUUUCAAGGGGUUAUCAAACGUCUAUCACAGGCAAAUCAAAGAUAGUGGCUCAAAGGGUCAUAAACUACAGUCUUGAAGCUUUCAAUUGGUAUAAAAUCAACCCGAUUGCUCUUAUCAUUUGCACCAAUACGUUAUCGGAUUGUGUAGCAAAGGAUGUAGAUACCAGUGAGUUUCCUGCUUGCUGCGAGUAUCCCUCUACAGUGCAAGCAUUAGAGGCUCAAGAUCAGGAACAUACCAAAAUAUUGGAACUUCUUGACAAAAAUGCAUCAUCCAAAGAAGUGGCCAAAGCCAUCAAGACCUUACAAUCUCAAAACCAUGCCAUAGAAAGGAAGUUCAAUGAUAUUAAUGUCAGCCCCUCAUCUAUCUCUACAAAGACAACGGCAGACACGACCAAUACUGAAAAUAGUAACGUUCCGUCAGAAUUGGUCAUUUCAUCAUACGAACGUGGUAUGAUAUUCGUUGAAAAUUUUAAGAAGGCGAGAAUGCUAAACGGGCUUAAACAUCGGAGACAUGAGGGACUCGAAUGA